Messenger RNA from Colletotrichum higginsianum IMI 349063, 951 nucleotides. Its product is annotated as Short-chain dehydrogenase. Gene Ontology annotation, cellular component: cytosol. The transcript has 3 exons. The record is from RefSeq and is a predicted model, not a curated record. Lineage: Eukaryota; Fungi; Ascomycota; Sordariomycetes; Glomerellales; Glomerellaceae. Bases 1 to 951 code for a protein of 316 amino acids. Gene Ontology annotation, molecular function: oxidoreductase activity.
AUGGACGCAGCCAUCGCCGCCGCCGCCGCCGCCGAAGCCGCGUUGAAGUCGACCUCCCCCUUCGAGACAGGAAUCACCUUUACAAAGACGAUCCACAGAGAGCCGUACCCAACCAUCUCCCCCUCCCGCCCCGAGCUCUCCCAGGCCGGCCGCACCGUCCUCAUCACCGGCGGCUCCAUGGGCAUCGGCUUCGCCAUCGCCAAGGGCUUCAGCCAGGCCGGGGCCAAGCGCGUCAUCAUCCUCGGCCGCCGCCAGAACCUGGUCGAGGAGGCCGUAUCGGACCUCCGGAAGGAGUUUCCCAAGGUCCAGUUCGACGGGCUCUCGAGCGACGUGGACGACCUCGCCGACACCGAGAAGCUGUGGAAGGGCUUCGAGGAGGACGGCACCGUCAUCGACGUCCUCGUCCUCAACGCCGCCAAGAUCUCGACCGGCGGUGCCAUCCUGGCGCUUGGGAGGGACGACGUCUGGAGCUCCUACACCAUGAACGUCCGCUCGCUGCUGGACCUCACGGAGAGGUUCUACAAGCAGAAGAACGGCGGGGGUCGUCAAAAGUUCCUCGUCAACGUGUCCACCGAGGCCACUCACAACUUCACCAAGGCAGGCCCGUGGCCGGCCUACAGCGCCAGCAAGAACGCCGGGACGAUCCUUAUCCAGCUGAUCGCCAAAGACACGCCGCCGGAGGAGAUGCAGGUCGUCAACUUCCAUCCCGGGGUGGUGCGGACCUCGGCCUUCAUCAACGCGGGCAUCCCCGAGGAUUUCUAUCCGUUUGACACUGCGAGCCUGGGAGGGAACUUUGCCGUCUGGGCCGCGUCCGAGGAGGCGCGCUUUUUGCACGGCCGUUUCGUCUGGGCCAAGUGGGACGUCGAGGAGCUGAAGACGGGCGAGAUCGGGGAGAAGAUCCGGAAGAACGACCACUACCUCAAGGUGGGUGUUGUCGGACUUCAAGAGUAA